AUGAACGGCGAGCGGCUUCCGCUGGAUUGGACAGGCAAGCUACGCUUGUCGUUACACCAUCCGAACUCAUACUCUCUGCUUGACGUAGCAGCCUUGGUAUCCACGACCCCAAUCGACUUGAGUAACCAUCUCUUCGCCCCCGACUUCAUCUCGUUAUCCUUCUACAAGAUCUUUGGGUUCCCUGAUCUCGGUGCUCUGAUUGUCCGGAAGGCGGCUGGCCAUGUGUUCGAUCACCGGAAGUACUUCGGCGGCGGCACGACAGAGAUGACAACCUGCCUUGGAGAAUCAUGGGUAGCCCGCAAGGACUCUAGCCUCCACGCACGGUUAGAGGACGGGACGAUCGCUUUCCGGAAUAUUCUUGCUCUGAAGUGUGCUAUAACGACUCAUCGCGCGUUGUUCGGCGGGCUUGAACAAGUCUCGACACACGCUAGGUGGCUUUCUAGCAUCCUUCACGAUCGUUUGACGAGCAUGAUGCACUACAAUGGUGCACCAGUAUGCCAAGUAUACAAGUCGAUAGACUCUGACUAUCAAAAUUCGCAAAGACAAGGGCCGACAAUAGCUUUCAACAUACAGAGAAGCAAUGGCGCAUACAUCGGCCCGUGGCACGUUGGAGCGUUCCUCAGGGCGAGUAGGAUCCACGUUCGCACGGGCAACGUGUGCAAUCCUGCAGGUAUGGCAUGUGCGCUGGGUGUAGAGGCUGGAUGGAUACGGGGUGCGUUCGACGCAGGUCUUCGAUGCAAUACAGAGGCCGAUGUUGUGGACGGAGUGCCUUUUGGGAUAGUCAGGGUGACCCUGGGGGCCAUGAGUACCUUGGAAGAUGUUGAAACGCUCGUGAGCUGUCUUUCGCGGAACGUCGUAGAACAACAGGGGCUCCUUCAAGAGACUGCGCAGGUUCGUGAUAAGAGCAAGGAGUGGGUAGAAGAGUCUAGAAGUCCCUCCGCUGUCUCGGAGAUGACUACGACCCGGAUAGACCCCUCCUCCCUAGGUCAUGGGGAGCAUGCGACCACAUUGAAGAACCCGAGGAGCUUGAUUUCGUGGCUGAGGAGGAGGAAAAGGUUGUAUCCGCGCUUUCAUGGGAGAAGGCACAUUGGUUGA
This is a messenger RNA of Alternaria ethzedia, 1095 nucleotides long. RefSeq lists its product as uncharacterized. The record is from RefSeq and is a predicted model, not a curated record. Gene Ontology annotation, biological process: molybdopterin cofactor metabolic process. Lineage: Eukaryota; Fungi; Ascomycota; Dothideomycetes; Pleosporales; Pleosporaceae. The transcript has a single exon. Bases 1 to 1095 code for a protein of 364 amino acids. Gene Ontology annotation, molecular function: molybdenum cofactor sulfurtransferase activity.